GAGGAGGCAGCACGAAAGCAAAUUCGCUGGCUUAGCUGUAUGUUUGAUGCUUCUACCUUCGUGUCACGUAUUGGAAGGGGCACACACGAAAGCGGUUGUGUUCCCUCGAAUAGUGGAAGAACGAGGCGAUGCCGAUGAGCUAGUCAUCGCCCUAAGUCCCGGCCGUGAGCUGACUUUAACCAAAGCGUCUGUGCUAAACGAGCGAUUGGAAGUGACAACGUUUGAAAGCGACAUGGAACUUGUUCACUACAUGAAUGGUUUAAGACUUGAUGAAGAUCUCUAUCACAAUCCCGAAGCACACUCUGUUGUCCACCUCACGCGUGGGCCGAGACUCACACUCGUCGGAAUAUUGAGUCCCACAGAACGUAUACAGCCUUCAGCCGUCGACACAUAUGAUGAAAGAGGUGCCAUGAGCCACGAAAUUCUACCUCUCGCAAAGAGCACCGUUGAUGAUCAAUAUGAAGUGCAUGACCCUUCGGUAGGCAUGGACAACGAUGUCUCGGAGGGAGAAUUAAAGAGGCCCGAAUCAAGAUCGGGAGGAAGCACAUACCCUCUAAAAGUCACCUGUGAAACAGGCAUUGCUGUUGAUUCGACAUUCUGGUCAGCCUUCAAAAGAAAAAAGCAACAACUUGUGCGAUACUUGGCUGUCCACAUAGCAUUCGCCAACGUGAAGUUUAGCACAUUAGAAGCCAGCAUAAUUCAGCUCAAGCUAUCGGUCACUCGAAUCUUCAUUUACACGAAAACAACGGAAAAAUUUGUCCGUACUUGGAAUGGCAAUGACAGUAUCAUUCUUGACAGCUCACUGCGUGCAUUCAGUAACGUCACACGUAGCAACAACUUCAAGGAGGACGAUAUUGUGGUAUUAUUUACGAGGCGGGACUUGUCCGUUCAAUCUACCGCUUCCGCAAGUCUUCGGAGUGAUAUUAUUGGUCUUGCGGUAGUCAAAGGGGCCUGCGGUUGGUCGAAGACGGCGAUUGUGGAAGACCAGUCGCUGACGUACAGCAGCGUUCAUACCACUGUGCACGAGAUCGGGCACUUACUCGGCUCAUACCAUGACGGCUCCCAACUUUCUGUAAGAAAACCAAAUGACGUAGACCCCAGCAUGUGCUCUUCGCAAGAGAAGCACAUUAUGACACCAAUCAUGGGCACGGAAAUGCGGGCGAACUUCUCCAAUUGCAGUACCCUCCAAUUUGCAAAGUUUGUGCUGAGCCCAGCCGCCAAAUGCCUAACCAUCACAACUGUGAGGAAAACAAGAAAAGUUUAUUACGACGAUGUCAAUAAAACUAGACCGACACUCAAUGAAUUUUGCCAACGCCACCACCAGAAAGACGCCUUUUACAAAAAACCUCCGGACAGUCUCCCACAAUACAAGCUAGAAAAUUGCAUGAUUACUUGUAGUUACCCAGCGAUACCUGGAAGGCUAACGAUCGACGAUGCCCCGGACGGUCUUCUGUGCGAAUUGGGCACCUCGCGCAGGAUCUGCAUAAACAGAAAAUGUAUUUUGCUCAAGGAACGACCUAUGGAUACAUUUCAAAAUAGUUUGACUGUGUCCGUCUUGUGAAGUAACUAAAUUGAAAGAAAUGGGCA
Rhipicephalus sanguineus (brown dog tick) is the source of this 1587-nucleotide messenger RNA. RefSeq lists its product as uncharacterized. The record is from RefSeq and is a predicted model, not a curated record. The coding region runs from base 47 to 1561 and encodes 504 amino acids. The transcript has 14 exons. Gene Ontology annotation, biological process: membrane protein ectodomain proteolysis. Lineage: Eukaryota; Metazoa; Arthropoda; Arachnida; Ixodida; Ixodidae. Gene Ontology annotation, molecular function: metalloendopeptidase activity.